This is a messenger RNA of Exophiala oligosperma, 795 nucleotides long. RefSeq lists its product as uncharacterized. The record is from RefSeq and is a predicted model, not a curated record. The coding region runs from base 1 to 795 and encodes 264 amino acids. The transcript is spliced from 8 exons. Lineage: Eukaryota; Fungi; Ascomycota; Eurotiomycetes; Chaetothyriales; Herpotrichiellaceae.
AUGAGCUUAGCAUUAGUUGGAGUGGCAUUUGUGACAGGAGCUGGCGGGGGUAUUGGUAGAGCUUGUGUCGAACAAUUUGUACGAGAUGGGUGCACACGGCUCCUCAUCACAGACCUCAAAGAUGAUCACCUUGCCGAAACUGUACAAAGUGUCAAAGGCAUCAACCCUGAAGCAAUCGUCGUUAGCAAGUCUGGGGACAUCACCGACAAUGAAACAAUUGACAAUCUUAUAAAGCUUACAGUUACCAAGUUUGGCAGAUUGGACUAUGCAGUGAACUCAGCUGGCAUAAUAGGGAAGCAGAAAGAAAUCACCCAGCUGAGCCUUGACGAUUACGACUUUGUUGAAAGUGUCAAUGCGCGUGCAAUAUGGCUAUGUGAGCGAGCGCAGAUUGCACAAAUGCUCACGCAAGAACCUCUUCCCACCCAUGACGGUCGAACCGGUAACAAAGGGGCCAUUGUCAAUAUAUCAUCGAUGUGUGGUUUAAUAGGGCUUCCGAACUCGACGCCGUACACCAUGUCAAAGCACGCUGUGAUAGGACUGGUCAGAUCUGACUCUACCACCUUCGCGAGGCAAGGGAUCCGUGUGAAUGCGCUUUGCCCAGGGAUCAUUGACACUGGUCUGAUCAGCCCGCAAGUACGCGAUUUCACGAUGGAGUAUUGUAAGAAAUUUACCCCCAUGGAGCGGCUGGGAACUCCUCAAGAGGUAGCCGAUGUCGCUUCCUUCCUAGUUUCGAGCAGAGCAACGUACAUCAGUGGAGCUGCUAUUCUGGUGGACGGGGGCCACACAGGUCAGUAG